AUGCUUCAUAAAUUUUCAUUGAUGAAUGUAGAACAACAGCUGAAACCUCAUAUCGAUCAAUUAUAUGGUGAUGGUGAUGUUAUAUGGCAGUGUAAUGGUGAUUCGAAACAUCGAUUUCAUUAUGUAUUAGAACAAAUAGAUGAGAUUUUCAAUGAUGGUGUUAAACCUGAAGAACAAGCUGAUAAAAUGGCUGAUAUUUAG
Rotaria sordida is the source of this 201-nucleotide messenger RNA. NCBI's taxonomy places the organism in Eukaryota, Metazoa, Rotifera, Eurotatoria, Philodinida, Philodinidae. The record is from the annotation of a GenBank genome assembly.